Messenger RNA from Nematolebias whitei (Rio pearlfish), 2106 nucleotides. RefSeq names its product SLAIN motif family, member 1a (gene slain1a). Gene Ontology annotation, cellular component: microtubule plus-end. Bases 48 to 1913 code for a protein of 621 amino acids. The transcript has 9 exons. Gene Ontology annotation, biological process: microtubule nucleation; positive regulation of microtubule polymerization; cytoplasmic microtubule organization. The record is from RefSeq and is a predicted model, not a curated record. NCBI's taxonomy places the organism in Eukaryota, Metazoa, Chordata, Actinopteri, Cyprinodontiformes, Rivulidae.
CUCUGUGUGUUUUGUAGUCCCUGCUCCUCUCCAAUGUGCUUCACCAAAUGGACGCAGAGGUUCUGACCCCCCAGAUGAUGGCAGACGUCGAUGGCAGCAGUAAAAUCGCCAGCGCGGAGCUGGAGGUGCUGAAGCUGCAGGAGCUGGUGCGCAGACUGGAGAGGCAGAACGAACAACUGCGGAGCAGAGCGAGCGCUGGAAACAAUUGUCCCGUCGGCCCGGCGCGUCUCCAGACCCCGCGCGCGUGUCUGGGGGACACUUUCCACGCUAAAUGUGACGUUUCGAGUCCGGCACGGCCCCGGCCGUGUGCGUCCGAGCCCCGGGGUUCUUCCCAGGAGCCGCUGCCCUAUUUUCAGCCGAGCUCCGGGUCUCCUGCCGCCGCGGAGGAGGACGCCGGUGCCGCGGCUGUUCUGGACGAGGUGGACGUUCUGGACCUGGACACGGUGCUCUCAGUGGGGGAGGCUGAUAGCUGGCUUUAUGUGACUCCAAAAGCUAAGCUCCAGAGUGAAAGCAUCGUCAGCCCUCUCCAGUGGUGCAGGCAGGUCCUGGACCAUCCUGGGCCUGAGGUGGAGCUGGCUAAGAUGACCUUCUGUCACAGACUUGAUCAAGCGAAGCGGUGGCGAGGAGUGUCUUCCGUCCGUCCGUACAGCUGCAUAGAGGGGCUCUCCACACUCAGCUGUCCCGUCCUGCCUUACACUAAACCUGCUUCACUAACUGAGAGCCCAGCUGCGUUGUCGUCAUCCGCUCAGUCUGUUGUCCAGCCGACUCCCCCGCUCAGGACCGGCUGCAGCCUCAGCGAAAGAGCGCCCACCUUUCUGUCAAACGCUGCUCUCCACAACGUCGGUCGGCGCCAUGCAGCCAUCACGCCCCAGUCAUCACUGGACAGUGAGGUGGGGGUGUCAGAGCUGGAGGACGACUCCAUCUCUAUGAACUACAAACUGCAGGACAUGACAGACGUGGAGGUCAUGGCGCGACUUCAGGAGGAGAGUCUUCGACAGGACUACGCCUCUACCUCAGCCACAGCCAGCAGUCGCAGGUCCAGCUUCUCCUUGCACUCCCUCAGGCGCAGCGAGAUGGACCUUGAGGAGGAAGACGAGGAGGAGGAUGACGAGGGUUAUGACCAGCUGCCACCUCCCCAGCCCCGACUGUUCCGCACCGGGUCCAUGCAGCGGAGCAGCCUGCCCCACUCUCACACCUUCUCCAGCAUCAGAGACUGCAGACGCAGCGCUCAGUUUUCACUCAGCGGACUCUCUCAUCUCUCUGGAGCCUCCGGCCUGAUGACAGAGAACCAAACAGCGUACAGGAGCAGCACAGACAAGCUACGAAGAAGCAUGCCCAACCUGAUCCGAGCUCCCAGCAUGCCCAGUGUUCCCAGUAUUCCAUGCCUGGUUUCCCCUGUCAACCCACCCUCCCAUGGCCCCUCCUCUUUGCCAACAAUGCUCUCCCUCCGCAACAGCCAAAGCUUUGACUCAUCCAAUGGGCUUGCUCGCCUCCAGUCUUCCAUCCCUCCCCCAGGUCAGCUGAGUCAGCGAGUCCAUAGUGUCGGAAACUUCCCUUCCACUUCACGACACCCACAUAAAGCCACGGCCUACGUAAGCCCCACAGUGCAGCAGGGCCCCACCUCCCUGUCCACCUCCACCAGUUUACACUCCAUCCCUAGCAGUGCUGCAUCGCUUCAUCCCCUCAAAACCAGCAGCAGCAGCAGCUUGCUGCCACACAGCCUGAAAGCCAGCACCAACCAGUCGGCCGCCCCCCGCAGCUCGCUUCCUCGCCCUGCCUCCUUGAUCGGAACAAGCGGAGUUCCUCGUGCGAGUAAAAUCAUGCAACCUACACGCAGUUUGCUGGCUCCUCCGAAGAGCGUGGCUGCUCUGAGCGCCCUGAGGGACGGCAGCUGGAAAGACGGCUGCUACUGAAGCCAAAUGAUCUGAAGUCUGAGCGGUGCACACAGGGUACGGUGCAUGGGACCCAUGCUGAUUUAAAGCUGCCAGGACUGACUGUUAAUGUGAAUCAAAAGCACCAGUGAGGGAAACAAAGACUGGGAGCAGGAUGGAUCCAGCAGGCUGGAUCUACUUACUACCUGCUCAAACACAUCAACACACACUGACA